Molecule: messenger RNA, 1915 nt
Organism: Prunus mume (Japanese apricot)
Lineage: Eukaryota; Viridiplantae; Streptophyta; Magnoliopsida; Rosales; Rosaceae
Source: RefSeq, a predicted model, not a curated record
CUCAAAACCAGGCGCUCUCCCUCUUCCCCAAGCCACUCCUCUUUUUCUCUGUGAAUCUAUAAAUUGUCUCGAUGCCAAAACCACUGAAACCCCACCACUGCAAGCACCUUCUUUGAUUCUACUCAGUCUCAGUGAGGCAGUGCAAGCCAACCCAUCUUCAUGGUGUUCAAUUCAGUCUCUUCCCAACCCGAAACCAUACCCGAGCCCGACCCGAAACCAGAUUCCAUGGCCUCCACUGUGCCUUCCAAGUCUCUUGCCCACCAAGCCCAAAACCAUGGCCCCCCUUUGCCCCAGUUGAAAUGGGCCAUGAGCAACAACACCACCACCACCAAAAGCAACGAAAACAACAAGACCAGCACGAAAAGCAGCGGAAAUAACAACCUUUCUCUGCAACUGAGCAGCAACACCAAACUCGCACAGCUUGACCCGGUAGCUAAGCAGCCCGAGCCCAAGUCCUCCAAUGUCGAAAAAGAAGCCGACCCAAUUCCCGCCACGGAAGUGAUCGACGGCCCGGAGACCCAGAAGCCAAAAUCGACUGCUGAGGAUAAGAAAUCGAAGAUUUGCAUCCGGAUUCGGAGCAAAGAAAAGGCUGCUGUGGUGCCUGAGCCUGAACCUGAACCUGAACCGGAAAAUGAAAAAGAGAGCUCUGUUGCUGCUGCUUUAGCAGCGCUGGAGGAUGAAGAGACGAUUCAGAAGACUUGGAAUCUCAGGCCCAGGAGACCGGUGCCUAAGGCCAAUGGUCGUGCUGGUGCAUUGAAGACUGGUGCACCGCUGGUGCAGCAGAACAAAACCGAGGUGGCUGGGGGCUCUUCUAAAGCUGGAGGCAAAGGUGCUCAAAAGAAGGACAAUAAACUGAAUAUAUCGGUUUCUUUAACAAAAGAAGAGAUUGAGGAGGACAUUUUUAUUAUGACUGGAGCCAGGCCAACCAGGCGCCCAAAGAAGAGAGCUAAGAAUGUGCAGAAACAGCUUGAUCAUCUGUUUCCCGGGUUGUGGCUGAAUUCAGUAUCUACCAAUUCCUACCAGGUUCCUGAAACUCCAUUGAAGAGAAUUUGAAUAUGCUGCUUUCAGGAUUAGAUGGGAUGAGGCUGCUUUUAGUUAAAUGUUUGGCGGCGAUUUUGAAGACUUGUGAACUGCUCUAAACAUUUUGAACACAGAAGAUUGAGCGUACUGCAUUGUAAACGUGCUUGCACAAUCCUCAGGGUGCAUCUGGGCUUGCUUCCUAUGAAGAACUGACCUAGCUACCCAAUGUGGGUUUCUCCCUCCAAAGGCUGCAUCAGAGCCAGACACCUGUAACUUCAUGGGGGAGGCAACCCUGGCAUCCACAAUUUGGAGGUUAAUGACGCUAUAAGGCAGUAUAACAUUUAGAAUCCAGUUCAAGGGGUUUCUGCUGAGUGAGUUGAGCUGGAGCUGUUUGAGAUUGAGGAUUGCUGAUGUUAACGUGCAAUGCUGCAUGGUGUGAGCAAUCAGAGGCAAUAGUGAUCGGGUGGGUGUGUGUGUGGAGAUGAUAUUUGAGCUUUACUAUUGUCAGGCUGUGUGCAAUACUGUAUAAGUUUCAUUGCAGAGGCUGUGACAGUUUGGAGAGGGCUGGCUGAAGAUUGAGGUCGAGUCCAUUGUAACGUUCUCAUAGACGUCUGGAGCGGUCUGCAUAUGGAUGCCCAGUUGGAAUUCAGAGUGUAUGAAAAAGAGCAUCUUUAACAAAAUUGCUCAUAGGCGUAAUAAAGUUGUUCAUGAUGUAGUGGUAAAAAUAUUGUAAGCUCCUGGGUGGAUUGUAAAUCCUCCUUACUGGCUGGUUAAUGCCUCGAUUGAAGCUUGAAAUUGUACCAAAGCCUUCAUAUAUUUCCGUAUUUAAUGAACUCCUAUAGGUUUGCCAUUAGAAAAAAGCCAGAGAAUUUUAUAAGAGGUCGAGUUAGAUAAA